UGUGACUGUGGGGAUGGUGAGACAGUCAUGAGUGAAGAACCAGCUCGUGAUCCUGCUGCGAACUGGUAGUAAAGUAGACAAGAAGUGUUUGCAAGCUGGCGAUGGAAUAAUGACUGCUAGAGAAAGAUGCCACCUUAAGGGAAAGCGUUAUGUCUCAGCCUGCUUUGAUCCUCAAUAAAAGCCAGGUGACUAAAAGGCAUGGGAAGACCCCCUGAAGCAGUCUUCAAGAUGAACUUUGAUGGAGUGAAGAAAAAUCUUCAGAUUUCUCUUAUUUCCAGCUGCCCUUAAGGAAUAAUAAUAAUAAUACUGGAUUACCCCAGUGAGUGGAGUCCUCGGUGCUCUCUGAGCUUGGUUGCUUUCUUGCAGACAUUUCAUUACCUGACUAGCCGGCUGAUUGAGUAAAGAUUUUCAGAGAUCGACUGCUUCUUUUCGCUGGGUUUAAAAAACCCCUUUGCCUGAAAAGUCUCCUCGAACUUGGAAGGAAACGGUGUUCAUUUUUUAUCCAAGGGGGGGAAAAAUAUAUAUAUAUAUAUAUAUAUAUUGCAAGCAUCUCAUUUAGCUUGUGGACUUCCUUUGGAUCCAGUGAUGGUGAUGCUUCUGUGGCUACUCUUUUUGUUUGUGGACAUUUUGGGAUCCGGAGCUACUGAUGAAUCCUUGAGAACUGAAGUUCUUGAACUCAUGGAGGCAUCUCGGCUAAUCGAUGGACACAACGAUCUGCCCUUGAAAUUAAGAUGGUUUCACCAAAACAAGCUAAGCACAAUUGACUUGAAGAAACUCAGCAAUACCAACACCAACAUUGAGAAGCUUCAGGCUGGCCAUGUUGGGGUGCAGUUUUGGUCAGUCUACGUUCUCUGCAGUGCACAGGACAAAGACGCUGUGCGUUUGACACUAGAACAAAUUGAUGUGGUCAAACGGAUGUGUGAAGACUACAAAGAACUGGAACUGCUGACAUCUCCGGAGGGCAUUGAGAAUCUUAGCCACGAUAAGAUAGGAUGCUUGAUCGGCAUUGAAGGUGGUCACUCCAUGGACAGCAGUCUGGCCACCUUGAGGAUGUUCUAUGACCUGGGUGUCCGGUACAUGACUUUGACGCAUAUGUGCAACACUCCCUGGGCAGAAACUUCAACGAAAGGCAAAAAUAAUUUCUAUCCUGCUGUUAAAGGCUUGACUCCUUUUGGCAUCGAAGUGGUGAAGGAGAUGAAUCGCCUCGGGAUGAUGGUAGACCUAUCUCACACCUCUUAUGAGACAGCAAAAGACGUUCUUAGGGUCUCCAGAGCCCCUGUCAUUUUCAGCCAUUCUUCUGCCUACUCUGUCUGCCACCACCACAGGAAUGUUCAAGAUGACAUUCUCCUAAAGCUUAAAGAGAACCAUGGAAUUAUAAUGGUGACGUUCCCUGUGAAGUUUUUGGCUUGUGGAAAUAAGACAGUUAACAUUUCAACUGUUGCAGAUCACUUCGACCACAUAAAGAAAAUUGCAGGUUCAUUUUCAAUAGGAAUUGGCGGUGACUAUGAUGGAGAAUCUCGAUUUCCUACGGGACUGGAAGAUGUUUCAAAAUAUCCAAACUUAAUUGAAGAACUGCUGAGGAGAGGCUGGACCAAGGAAGAACUUCAUGGGGUUCUGAGGGAGAACUUACUUCGUGUUUUCAAAGAAGUAGAAAAUGUAAAGGAGAGCUCGCGCGAGAAGGCAAGUGAAGUUGAAAUCCCACCUGGACAGGUGGAUCAAAGCUGUCGCCUAGAGCUGAGGCCUCCAGCUUCAUCCAGGAACAAUUCCUGCAGACUGAUUCGCCUGGGGCUAUUCGAAAGCCUCGUCUUCGCUCUAGGAAUGUACCUGACGCUACCCUGAUCUUGAUUCUGGCAACGGCGCCAAAGACUGCUUCUUCCAAAGUUAAGAUAGAUACGAAGAACAGCAACACUACUUAUCGCCACUAAGUCUGGGACCGUCAAUGCUUCCUGCUUCAAUUUGCACAAAAGUGACCCAAAGGUGCUUUCUCAAAAGGCAACUGGACUUUCUUGGGUUGUUUUUUUUUCCCCUUGAAAAAGUUUCGCUUCUCAUCCAAGAAGCUUAUUCAGUUCAUGGAUGAGAAGCGAAAGGAAGUCCAGUUGCCUUUUGGAAAAGCACCGAUGGGACAACCAUGACCUGGAUGACUUUAACAGAUUAACAGAGUUUGGAAAGGACCUUAAAAGUAGGUCAUCUAGUCCAACCCCCCACCUAAGCAGGAGACCCUGCACCAUCUCUGACAAAUGGCAAUCCAGUCUGUUCUUGAAACUCUCCAGGGAUGAAGCUCCCACAACUUCCGAAGGCAACUUCUGUUCCAUGGGUUGAUUGUCAGAAAGUUCCUCCUUAUUUCCAGGUUGAAUCUCUCCUUGUUCAGGUUCCAUCCAUUAUUCCUUGUCUGGCCUUCAGGUGCUUUGGAAAAUAGGUUGACCCCCUUCCUCUCUGUGGCAGACCCUCAAAUAUUGGAAGACUGCUAUCCUGUCUCCCCUGGUCCUUCUCUUCACUAGGCUAGCCAUGCCCAGUUCCUGCAACCGUUCUUCAUAUGUUUUAGUCUCCCCUAAUCAUCCUGGUUGAUUCUCAGAUUCUGACUGAGAAUCUCCAUAGACAUUCGCUAAAAGGAUGAGAAGAUUUUGGGGUACCAAAGGAAGACCUGCUUUAACAGAUUCUUAUUUGCCAUUCACACCACCUGGGUACAUGCAUAGUUACAGGCUCAGCUCAGAAUGAAAUCCAGUCACAUUCAAUAACUAAACAGCACAUUCCGGUGAUGUUUAAUUCCUGUUAAAUUCUGUGGGACUUCCUCUAAGUUCUUUCUUCAAGUAAACACGAAUGGGUUAGUACUGUUUUUUUUUUUAAUUUGAUUUAUAUGCCGCCCUUCUCCGGAGACUCAGGGCGGCUUACAGUGCGUUAAGCAAUAGCCUUCAUACUUUUGUAUAUUUAUACAAAGUCAGCUUAUUGCCCCCACAGUCUGGGUCCUCAAUUUACCUACCUUAGAAAGGAUGGAAGGCUGAGUCAACCUUGAGCCUGGCGAGAUUCGAUCUUACUUUAAUUGCAGACAGCUGGUGUUAAAUUACAGUGCUUCUGUCUGUUGAGCUAUCCAGGCUUAUUUCUUAUUCCUUUGGUUAAUCCAUGUGAUGGCAUAGGGAUCUCCCCAUGAAAGAUGGUGCUGUGAAAAAAUUUACAAGUAGUCCUUGACUUACAACAGUUUGUUUAGUUCAAAGUUACGAUAGCCCUGGAAAAAGUGAUUCAUGACCAUUUCCCCCGCAACCGUUACAGCAUCCCCAUGGUCACGUGAUCAAAAUGCUCGGCUACUGACUCACAUUUAUGACAGUUGCAGUGUCCUGGGGUCAUGAUUUGCGACCGUCCUGACAAGCAAAGUCAACGGGGAAGCCAGAUUGACUUAACCACCAUGUUACUAACUUAACAACUGCAGUGAUUCACUUAACAACUAUGUCAAGAAAAAUCGUAGAAUGGGGCAAACCUCACUUAACAAUUGCCUCGCUUAACAACUGAAAAUUUCGGUGCCAUUGUGGUCGUAAGGACUUCCUGUAUUGUAGAUAUGUGAAAUGAAGUACAGCAGUGGCCAAAAUUGUGGAGACCUUUUGGGAAAAGUGUAUUUUUGAGGUUUGAUGGCUAAAAACACCACUUUUUUGUGGGGAGUUUCAAGAUAAUCCUAUUCCACUGCUGGAACGGCCUGAGAAUAGCCCAGACCUUUACCCAAUUGAAAAUCUAUGGAGCUGACUAAAGAAACUUGUGAGUCAGAAGUGGCCCAGCAAUAAAACCCAGUUAAUAGAAGCAAUCCUUCAAUCUUGGUUUCACAUUAUAACAGCUGCAGAACUCAAAGACUUGAUUCACUCCAUGGGAAGACGUUGUAAGGCUGUAAUUCAUGCUAAAGGUUACCCAACGAAGUAUUAACUGAGAUGGUGAUCAUUUUUGUAUAUCUCAUUUUUUCUAUGGUGAUAAUUCUUGUGUAUCUCGUUUUUUCUACGUGUUUCCCUUUUCUUCUUUAUACUGGAACUGCUAUUCUAAUAGUAAAUCCUUCAUAAAAGUUAUUGCAUUACAUUCUUGAUUAAAUUAUCUUUCCACUGAUGUAUAAUUUUAUGGUACUAUUCCCCCCCCCCAAAAGUAGUGUUAUUAGCUAGUUUUAGAAAAUACACUUUUCGCAAAAGGUUUCCACAAUUUUGGCCACUACUGUAUGUUGGAAUCCUGAAAAUGGAGGAAGACAGAUUACAAUACUGAGCAACUCCCCAUUCGCAGUUCCUAAACUAGGUGUCCUCCAGAUCAGGUUUAACACUGAGGUUGUCUGAAGACCUCAAGAAUCUGUCCGAGAUAUUUUUAAGUGCAGUUUUUGUGAAUCAGAUGAUCAAUAGGCCAACAUUUGGAGAUUGCUUGGAUGGAAAACCCAGGAUAAAUUCUUUCUAGUCUUUCUUAUCUCUUAUUUAUAGUUUAAUGUUCUAUCAGUUUUAGAAAGACCAUGCUUUAACAGUUUGCUAUUAGCUGCUUUAUGCAAUCUUAGCAGGUAUUAAAUGCUAACCCUAACCCCUAACCUCUAACCCUAACCCUAAGUGUAUUGCAACCUUAUGUGUCCAAUAAAUAAAUGUCAACUGAGAACUGGAUUAAAAAGUAACGUUUAGGAGAAUUUGAUUUUAUUUGAUUUGAUUUUCUGAAUAGUUUUUAUCCCAGAGCUAUAAUUUAUUUAUUUAUUUAUUUAUUGGUUCAAUUUAUAUGCCGCCCUUCUCCGGAGACUCAGGGCGGCUUACAAUGCGUUAAGCAAUAGCCUUCAUACUUUUGUAUAUAUCUGCUUAGUAGGGCUUUUGGCCUCCCCUAAGCGGUGUUCUUUUUUAUACAAAGUCAGCUUAUUGCCCCCACAAUCCGGGUCCUCAUUUUACCUACCUCGGAAAGAUGGAAGGCUGAGUCAACCUUGAGCCUGGUGAGAUUUGAACUCGCAGUAAUUGCAGGCAGCUGGCAAUAAUUGCACUCAACAAUGAACUAAAGGGCCACCAUCAGUGAGCUGUUGGAAAGCAUUACUUGGUCUGUUGUGUGGAUGUUUGGGUGGUUUAGGGGUGGGGAAUUGUGGUGAUGGGGAGUGUGUUUGGGGAUUGGACCUGGUCUUUGGUGUUAAGUGAAUUUUGUUGUAUGGGUAUACUGUGUAUACACGUACAAUGACAAUAAAGUUAUUAUUAUUAUUAUUUGAUUUAAGGGAAGGAAUACAGGAACAGGUAAACUGAACGCAGGAUGGGAGUGGGCCCUAUGAAACGAGACCUUUUGCCUGACAAUGCAAAUAAGGAACAAUUCAGGUUUCCUAAACCGACAGUAGUACUGUGCUAAAUCCUGGGGAAGAUAUCAUUUUUCUAGAGCUCAUUCAGGCUGCUUAACUAGGACAAAUUAUUUUAUCUACUCGCAUUUGCAUGCUUUCAAACUGCAAGGUGGGCAGGAGCUGGAGCAAGGAACGGGAGCUCAUCCCAUCGCACGAUGCUCCGAUCUCAAACCUCAGCUGACCAGCUCGGCAUCUUUAACCGCUGAGCCAUCGCACCCCCCCAUAAGAUAUAUGCCAACACAAUGAGGGGGUUUGGAGGGGGUUAUUUUGGCCAAUCUGCAGUUGGCAAUAAGCAAAUAUUUAGUUUGUUUAAAAUGGGUCUCAACUGUUGGUUGUCUGCCGAGCGUACCAAUAGCUUUAAGGAUGAUUUUGCAGGAUCUUUCCCAUUCUCAAUUUAUUUUAAUAGAUAAAUAUAUUUUGUAACUUUUUCCAGUUCUUUUGUUUGUUGUCCCCAGAUACUGCCACAACUACAAAGUUGCUCUUUUCGGAUAUUUUUAUACUUGGUGAGUUGUUGCGUUCUACGCAACGAUCUGUUUGUAUACAGGAAUCCCAGGAAAUGUUAACAUCGUUUUCCACAGAUUUAUUUUAGAAACGUACCAUAUUCAGGAAAUGAUAGUUUGAGCACGAAUGCCACUAGAUCAUAGUGGCUAUCCUGUCACGUCAUUGUUUAUAAUCAGCCUGAAUUAAUGUUACAUCUCCUAAUGACAUAAUCCUGGUUUCAUCCUCUUUUACCAAAACAAAAGCAAAAAAAAAUAAAAAUAAAAAUCGGCCUUUGGUGCUAAUGAAUCCUUGAUUUCAUCACAUUGCUUUGCAUUGCUUUUUCUUACGCUGCAAAAAUUAACCCAUCUGUUUCCUUCCUUAUAGCUAUUUUCAAUUCCUGGUCUUGCCCACUUUGUUUUCAAUAUACCGACCACACUAUGCUUUACUUCUCCAAUUCUUUACAAGUUUUUCAAUCUGUCCAUUUUCAUGCUCCUGUUUUAGCUUUUUUUUUUCUUUGCAAACAUCAGUGAUCAUUACCUCUUUGUUUGCCUUGAUGUAAUUAUUUAAGCCGUAUUUUUCUUCUGACUUGCAGUAAACCACAAUCUCUGAUUUUUCAUGCUUUUCGAUUAGAAAUAGAAUAACAGAGUUGGAAGGGACCUUGGAGGUCUUCUAGUCCAACCCCCUGCUUAGGCAGGAAACUCUACACCACUUCAGACAAAUGGUUAUCCAACAUCUUCUUAAAAAUUUCCAGUGUUGGAGCAUUCACAACUUCUUCAGACAAGUUGUUCCACUGAUUAAUUGUUCUAACUGUCAGGAAAUUUCUCCUUAGUUCUAAGUUGCUCCUCUCUUUGAUCAGUUUCCACCCAUUGCUUCUUGUUCUACCCUCAGAUGCUUUGGAGAAUAGCUUGAGUCCCUCUUCUUUGUGGCAGCCCCUGAGAUAUUGGAACACUGCUAUCAUGUUUCCCCUAGUCCUUCUUUCCAUUAAACUAGGCAUACCCAGUUCCUGCAACCAUUCUGCAUAUGUUUUAGUUUCCAAUCCCCUAAUCAUCUUGGUUGCUCUUCUCUGCACUCUUUCUAGAGUCUCAACAUCUUUUUUACAUCGUGGCGACCAAAACUGGAUGCCGUAUUCCAAGUGUGGCCUUAUCAAGGCAUUAUAAAGUGGUAUUAACCCUUCACGUGAUCUUGAUUCUAUCUCUCUGUUUAUGCAGCCUAGAACUGUGUUGGCUUUUUUGGCAGCUGCUCCACACACGGCUGGCUCAUAUUUAAGUGAUUGUCCAUUAGGACUCCAAGUUCCCUCUCAAAUUUACUACUAUUGAGCCAGAUACCACCUAUCCUGUACCUGUGCAUUUGGUUUUUCUUCCCUAAAUGUAGAACCUUACUUUUUCAAACACAGGUAGAUGUUUAAAUGGAGCUUUGUGCAUAAGUGCGAGUGCCCACUGCUUGUAGAAGAGGAGCUGCAUGAGUGGGCUUGCCCCCUGCUUCUGCGGCAUGGUUCCGAAUGGGCUGCAGCCCACUAGCAGGCUGUGGUGUUGGGGACCCCUGCUCUAGGCUGAUUCCUCUUUUGACUCCACUCCCAGGUUCUGCUAUUCCAUUUCCUGCAGGCAGGGGCCAAUGGAAUGGACAGAAGUGUAAUAUAUGUCAAGAAAAGAAAGAGUUGUGGUGGCAUAGUGUUAGAAUGCAGUAUUGCAGGCUAAUUCUUCUGACUGCCAGUUCAUUUCUCACCAGCUCAAGGUUGACUCAGCCUUGCAUCCUUCCGAGGUUGGGAAAAUGAGGACCCA
Pantherophis guttatus is the source of this 7563-nucleotide messenger RNA. The record is from RefSeq and is a predicted model, not a curated record. Lineage: Eukaryota; Metazoa; Chordata; Lepidosauria; Squamata; Colubridae.